Molecule: messenger RNA, 476 nt
Organism: Neocloeon triangulifer
Lineage: Eukaryota; Metazoa; Arthropoda; Insecta; Ephemeroptera; Baetidae
Gene: Srp9
Product: signal recognition particle 9 kDa protein
Exons: 4
Coding region: 140-376 (78 amino acids)
Biological process (GO): SRP-dependent cotranslational protein targeting to membrane; negative regulation of translational elongation
Cellular component (GO): signal recognition particle, endoplasmic reticulum targeting
Molecular function (GO): 7S RNA binding
Source: RefSeq, a predicted model, not a curated record
AAGGACAAGAAGUCUGCGCCGGUCGAACCCUAACAACGAAGCAACAAAACAAUGCCACGCCCACCUGCCAGCUGGAAAGAAAACAACGUGUUUUGACAAAUUUCGAUCUGCGAUUUCUGGGUCAAAAAGAUCCUCCAACAUGACAUAUCUGAAAUCGCUAGAGGAGUUUGAAAAGGCGGCCGAGAGAUUAUAUUUGCAGAAUCCAAUGAAGGCAAGAUACAACAUUUCCUACAGACAUAACAAAGGCCUUGUUUGCUUAAAGAUGACAGAUGACGUGACUUGUUUGCAGUACAAAACAGAGAACCAGCAGGAGCUGAGAAAGUUGGAAAUAUUCCUCAACAACUUGAUGAGGCACAUGGCUUCAAACGAAAAUUGAUCUUUACAAAGCUUUAUUUUGUUAUGCAUUAAGAGAAAAUUUGUUUAAUCUUAUGUAAGAUACAUUUCCAUAAUAAAUUUUCAACUUUCUUUUUUGGUAA